GCAAGCGAGGAUGGGGAGAGCGUGGGCCACUGCCCCUUCUGCCAGCGGCUCUUCAUGGUGCUGCUGCUCAAAGGGGUGCCCUUCACCCUCACCACCGUGGAUGUGAAGAGGGCGCUGGACGUGCUGAAGGACUUUGCACCAGGCGCCCAGCUGCCCGUUUUGCUCUACAAUGGCGAGCCCAAGACUGACACCGUCACCAUCGAGGACUUCCUGGAGGACAAGCUGGGCCCCCCCACCUCUCUGCACCCGUGUCCUUGCAGGUUCCCCAGCCUGGUUCCACAGUACAGGGAAUCGAGCCUAGCUGGCAACGACAUCUUCCACAAGUUCUCCACCUUCAUCAAGAACCCAGUGCCUGCCCAGGACGAGGCACUGCAGCGGAGCCUGCUGCGGGCCCUGCUGAAGCUGGAUGAGUACCUGAGUGCCCCCCUGGAGUAUGAGCUGGCUCACGACCCCCACCUCCGGGCCUCCCGGCGCCGCUUCCUUGAUGGGGACCAGCUCACGUUAGCUGACUGCAACCUGCUGCCCAAGCUCAACAUUGUUCAG
Messenger RNA from Egretta garzetta (little egret), 543 nucleotides. RefSeq names its product chloride intracellular channel protein 3. The annotation marks the transcript as partial. The transcript has 4 exons. NCBI's taxonomy places the organism in Eukaryota, Metazoa, Chordata, Aves, Pelecaniformes, Ardeidae. The record is from RefSeq and is a predicted model, not a curated record.